Molecule: messenger RNA, 6242 nt
Organism: Tachysurus fulvidraco (yellow catfish)
Lineage: Eukaryota; Metazoa; Chordata; Actinopteri; Siluriformes; Bagridae
Gene: col27a1a
Product: collagen, type XXVII, alpha 1a
Exons: 61
Coding region: 320-5815 (1831 amino acids)
Molecular function (GO): extracellular matrix structural constituent
Source: RefSeq, a predicted model, not a curated record
GGAGGGUGGCUAAGUAAAAAGAAGAGGGACGACGCCGGUCCGCUCGUGCCCCCAAAAGCCCAUCUGGAACGCGAGCGUGUGCGUCUUGCCCGCAUAAAUGCCUGGUCCAGAGCGGCGGCGGUACCUCAGGAGAGAGAAGAAGCGCUCGCGGAGCCGCGCUGAACGAACGGAUUAUUUUUUGCUGGUUCUUUUGUCGGGGUUAGAGCGCGACCCCAGGAUCCUUCUUUUUAACACCUUCAGUCGAUACUCAAGAGGGAACCGGCUGGUGACAGCACAUUAACGGAUCAGGACUUUGAACUGGCAGGACAAAUGAAUACAAAUGAAUUUAGCGACCCGAAGGAGAGACCGCGGAUCCACACAACUCCACGCAAAGAGAGCUCUACUCCUGUGUACUCUUCUGUGUUGCACUUGUUCUUCAGGACUCACACAAGCGCUGUCUGAAGAUGUGGAUGUGUUGCAGCGGCUGGCUCUUCGCCUUGAGCAGGGUUCUCGCUCUGUCCCGUUUGGUGUCAUCCCACUUCGCUCCAGCAUUAUCCUCACAGCACGGGCACGUGUCACUGCUGCCACACGCUCCAUAUUCCCACAGCCUUUCUCCUGGAACAGCACACUCUUGUUAAGCAUUCGCUCACAUCGUGCCAACUCUGCGUUCCUUUUCUCCGUUUUCUCCGGCUCACGCCUCCAGUUAGGCUUGCAGUUGUUGCCAGAUGACAUUAAACUACAUGCUGGGCCUGACAACUCGGUUCGUUUUCCAUAUCACCUUCAUGAUGGCCACUGGCACCACCUGGCCCUUGUUCUUGCUGGCCAGACAGCCACUCUACAACCUGCUUGUGACAAUGGCAGCAGUGGAACAACCCAAGAAUUUCCAAUACUUCCACCAAUUCACUUGGACCCCCGCAGCACCUUCCGACUGGGCGGAAGCAGUGCUCUCCUACCUGGGAUUGAACCCUUUGAGGGUGCAGUGUGCCAGUUUGAUGUGAUACCCGCAGGACAAGUUGACUAUUGCAGGGCUAUUCGCAAGCAGUGCAGAGAAAAUAACACCAACCGACCAGCACCACCCUCUCCCAUUUUACCCUCCUUAGUGGAGCAGUCAUUCAUAUCCCAUCAUACUCUUGCAGUCAUACCCACUCUAUUUCCAUUGACAACCCUGAAUGUCACACAUAGAAUCAGAGCCAACCUUGAUUCCGCAGGGUUUCGAGCCACAGCGACUCAGAUAGGACUGGAACUGCCACCAAGCUUGAAUGCUAUCACACCUCCACCAACUUUCAAAGUGCUGCCCCAAAAAAUCCCCAAACCCACAGCCUCCAAGUCCAUGUUAGGAAAAUCUAUAGCUGCCACCAAACAUCCAGGGAUCAGGCACACUACAGCAAAAGCUCAAACUAAAACUGUUACUGUGAAAUCAUUACACAUGUCUGCAAGUCCAAAACCUACUGAUUCAAAUACCAUUAAUGUAUCAAAACCCAAUAGUUUGAAAAACACAAUCAUAUCAAAAACCUUAAGCUCAAAACCCACCAGUGCAUCGAAAACUAACAGAUCAAAACCCACUAGCAUGUCAAAAAUUUCUAACUUAAAACCCAGUAGUUUAUCAAAACCUGCUAACAUAAAACCUACAACCAUAUCAAAACCCAACAAUUCAAAACAUAUAGCCUCCAAACCAGCAUUUGUCAAGCCAUCUAAACCCACAAUAGAAAAAUCUAUAGCCACCAAACCCACAAAUCCAAAAGGGUCUCUUUCUAAUCUGCCACCAUCUAAACCUCCAUUACAGACAACCAAGAAAAAAAUCACUGCAAAAUCUCCAGUAACCCCUACUGUCAGUUCCAAUAAGCACCAAUUAAACCUAUCAGCAUCUUUAUCUAACAAGGUUUUAACUACUCCCAAGAUUUUAAGCCCUUUGUCAACUAAAAAGGUCCCAAGCAAUACCCAACAGGUACCCAGACAUAUGACUCCCAUGCCCAGGACCACAUCAACCAUCCCUGUUGUUUCAAAGAUGCCUCAAAACACUUUAGUAAAACCUACCAAAAGCUUAGUGGUACAUUUUACUACAUUGGCCCCAGUGCCUGGGACAGUUCUUCCUGCUGAUGGACUUCAGACUUGGGAUUUGGAUCUAGGACUUUUUGCUGCUCCGAUUGGACCACCAGGGCAAAAGGGAGAAGUUGGGCCUGUGGGAAUUCAAGGACCACCAGGAAAACCAGGAGCACCAGGAAAAAGUGGACCACAGGGACCACCCGGACCACAUGGAAAUCCAGGAAGACCAGGUCUCCCAGGCUUAAAGGGGAAGAAGGGUGACCCUGGACUCUCACCUGGAAUAGCACCUAAAGGAGAGAAAGGAGAUCCUGGGAUUAUUGGUCCUGUUGGUUUAACUGGUGGAGAGGGUCAAAAGGGACAAAAAGGACAUCCGGGACCAGCUGGUCUCCCAGGGGAAGUGGGGGAGAAAGGUUCUGAUGGAAGUGCUGGUGCCAAAGGUUAUCCUGGCAGGCAGGGGCUUCCAGGUCCCAUAGGUCCUCGUGGGCCAAAAGGCGCUCGGGGUUUUAUUGGCAUCCCAGGCCUUUUUGGUUUACCAGGACCUGAUGGUGAAAGAGGUAGUCCUGGUCCUCCAGGGAAGAUGGGCAAGAUGGGUACGCCGGGUUUUCCAGGUGAUUUUGGUGAGAGGGGACCACCAGGAGCUGACGGAGAGCCUGGUAUUAUUGGUGCCAUUGGCCCUCCUGGAGUACCUGGACUGAUUGGUGACAUGGGCCCAGCUGGUGUCGUUGGUUUACCAGGACUGAUUGGACUGAAGGGUGUUGCUGGAAACAUGGGCGAGUCUGGACUGAAAGGUGAUAAGGGUGAAAUCGGGCUCCCUGGGCAGCAAGGGGUGACCGGGUUCCAGGGAGACAAGGGAAUUCAGGGUAUAUCAGGGUUGCCAGGUCCUCGUGGAAAACCUGGCCCUCAGGGUAAACAAGGAGAGAAAGGGCCUGAAGGGGUCCCUGGCCCUCCUGGUCCUGAGGGUUUCCCUGGUGACAUUGGACCACCUGGACAAAAUGGGCCUGAGGGACAAAAGGGUGUCCCUGGAAUGAGGGGGUUACCAGGACCUCGCGGAGUUGCAGGACGAGAGGGAGAUGAGGGUCCACUUGGACUACCUGGACCGACAGGACUGGAGGGUCUUAUGGGCAAAACCGGUUUUCCUGGAAAGGUCGGACCUGAAGGAGUUAAGGGGGAACAAGGAGACACAGGGAAGGCUGGUCCAGUGGGAGAGCGAGGUUUGGUUGGAUUUGUGGGACCAGUAGGGGAACCUGGUCUAGCAGGAGAAAAGGGUGAUCGAGGACAGACAGGAUUGCCAGGACCACCAGGUGAAAAAGGAUCUACUGGCCAUCCAGGGGCUCCUGGAGAAGCUGGACCUCCUGGACCACCAGGUUCACCAGGUGCUCGUGGAUCACAAGGCCCUGCUGGCACUCGAGGUGAUAAGGGAAGACGGGGCCCACGAGGGUUGGAUGGUCUGAUUGGCGAGGCUGGCACUGAGGGCAAAAAGGGUCCUGUUGGUCCUCCUGGAAAGGUCGGGUUUCCUGGAGAGCAGGGGAAGAUCGGCGAUCCGGGAGAGACGGGGCCGAAAGGAUUUCCGGGAAUCUCGGGUUCUUCAGGAGCUCCAGGAGAAAAAGGGAUUGCAGGAGAGCCAGGACCCCCUGGGAUACCAGGAACAAUAGGGCCUCUUGGGAACAUUGGACCAAAGGGUCCACCAGGAAAAGUGGGAGACAUGGGAGCCUCUGGCGAACCAGGAGAAAAGGGCACGGCUGGAGUCGAAGGGAAUGCUGGAGCUCCAGGCCUCAUUGGAACCAGGGGAGAGCCAGGUUUAGAGGGUGAACAUGGUCCUGCUGGUCCUGAUGGUGCAAAGGGAGAAAAGGGUGACAUGGGGCCAGAGGGUGAAACUGGUGUGAGGGGUGAACCAGGGAUCAAAGGCAAAGAGGGAUCACCAGGUGAUCCUGGACUCACUGGAGUCAGAGGUCCUGAAGGGAAGACAGGGAAAAUGGGUGAGAUGGGAAAGCCUGGCCUCAAGGGAGCAAAGGGAAACAUGGGACACCUGGGUGAGACAGGAACAGCAGGGAAACCUGGACCGGUUGGAACCAUUGGACCAAAAGGCUCAAGAGGAACUACUGGACCUGUGGGUGCUCCAGGACGGAUGGGACAACAGGGAGAUCCAGGUCUAGCAGGGUAUGAGGGUCACCAGGGGCCUCAGGGUCCUAUAGGGCCUACAGGACCAAAAGGUGUAAAGGGUGAACAGGGAGAUGAUGGGAAAAUAACAGGUCCUCCUGGUCCUUCUGGACUUCAAGGGCGCAUUGGUGACCGAGGUGACAGAGGGGAACCAGGAGAUCCUGGAUACCUAGGUCAGCCAGGGGUAGAUGGAGUUCGAGGCAAAGUUGGUGCACCUGGAUUACCUGGUCACCCUGGACCUCCUGGAAAACAAGGCCCCAAAGGAUCAAAAGGGGAGCAGGGUCAAAAGGGUAAACAGGGUCAACAAGGAGAACGUGGAAGUAGAGGAUCACCAGGUGUGGUUGGCUUGCCAGGUCCAAGGGGUGUGAUUGGUCGAGAGGGCCAGGAGGGCAUUUCUGGUGUUGAUGGCAUUCCAGGGAAGGAUGGAACUAAAGGAAUACCAGGUGACCAAGGAGAUGAUGGAGAGUAUGGACUUCCAGGGAAAUCAGGAGCAAGGGGGAAAAUUGGUGUUCCAGGUUUACCAGGAGAUCAGGGUUCAUUUGGGCUAAAGGGUGAACGAGGUCUCCCAGGUCAUCCUGGGCCUUCAGGGAAAAGAGGAUUUAAAGGAGGAAUGGGACUGCCAGGAGCUCAGGGGGAUCCAGGGCCCAAAGGGCAACCAGGAGAUUUCGGAGAGCCUGGAUUUCCAGGGAUACUCGGAAUAUUUGGUCCAAAGGGGCCUCCCGGAGACAUUGGGCCAAAAGGCAGUCGUGGACCUAAAGGUCCCCCUGGCCAAUCGGGUAAAGUGGGAGUGAUUGGUCCUGCUGGUAUAAUUGGACCACAUGGCAGUCCAGGCCCUAGAGGAGAUUCUGGUAGCAGUGGAGCAAUGGGUGCUCAGGGGCCAAGGGGUGCUCCUGGACUUCGAGGACCUCCUGGACCACCGGGACCACCCAGGAUUUCAAAAUCCUUUCAACAAGAUGACAGUGGUGGAACGCUGUCUGAGUUCAUUGGUUCACAUGCUGUUUUUAAAACCAAGAUGGCAGAUCAAAUGGAUUUUUCCAUGGACCGAGCUCCAGACAUCUUACAGACAUUACACUAUCUUAAUUUGCUUGUUCUCGGUCUGAAGAAUCCACUAGGAACAAAGGAUCAUCCGGCUCGCCUCUGCCGGGACCUUAUAACCUGCCAACACAAAUUCAACGACGGCACUUACUGGAUUGACCCAAACCUGGGUUGUCCCACUGACUCUAUAGAAGUGACAUGCAACUUCACAAGAGGCGGGCUCACCUGCCUUAGACCAAUUACUGUGUCCAAGCUGGAGUUUAGAGUUCAGUAUGUCCAAAUGAACUUCCUACACCUGCUGGCUUCAAGGGCAGAGCAGCGUAUCAUUAUCCACUGUCUUAACAUCACCAUCUGGAGCUCCACUGCCACUCAGUCUCCUUCCAAGAAUGCAGUGAGGUUCAUGGCAUGGAAUGGAAUGAUGCUGGAACCAGAAGUGUUGGAGGACACAUGCUGGCACCGUGAUGGCCUUUGGAGGAAUGCUAUCUUUCUCUUCAGAGUGACAGAAGCCUCACUGCUUCCAAUCAAAAACAUUGCUAAUCUGCCGAAAACCGCAUCCAUGUCACGCUAUCACCUGGAGGUCGGACCUGUGUGUUUCGUGUAGUGUGUACACGUGAAUUGGUAUGCAUAUGUGUGUCCACUUCCUUGCACACUAUAACCGGCUGAAGCUACCCACGUCACAGCCGCUGUAGUAUUCAGCCACUGAUUGGACUGCAGAAACAGGAAGAAGGUGGUGUGACUGGGGCUUCUGGGGGAUGUAGCACUAUAAGACUGUGGAGGAGAAAUCCAAGACCUUCUGGCCUUAGAUGUCAUACUGUAUGAGUGAAGACUCUUAAGAAUAUGACCCAGUUUACAUAGGUACAAGACAUAUAGGCCAGGGUAAUACUGCCAUGCUCGCUCUCUUUCUCUCUCUACUUUUUUCUAUAUUGAAUACUAUAAGUUAUUAUGAUACUUGUCCUAAAGAAAUAUCCUCUAUUGUAGAGAAGAAUUAAGACAUUAAGAAUCGGAAUAUAUACACACACACACACAUA